Molecule: messenger RNA, 1965 nt
Organism: Melanotaenia boesemani (Boeseman's rainbowfish)
Lineage: Eukaryota; Metazoa; Chordata; Actinopteri; Atheriniformes; Melanotaeniidae
Gene: ric3b
Product: RIC3 acetylcholine receptor chaperone b
Exons: 6
Coding region: 96-1238 (380 amino acids)
Biological process (GO): protein localization to cell surface; synaptic transmission, cholinergic
Cellular component (GO): intracellular membrane-bounded organelle; neuron projection; neuronal cell body
Source: RefSeq, a predicted model, not a curated record
GAAGUUCAACCGAAUCCCGUCGCUCAUAUUCUCUCAUCGCAUAUUUGUCUAUUAUAAUCAGUUUUCGGGAGGAGGGUACCCUUUAACCUGCAAUUAUGGCGAUGUCAACCUUUCAAAAGGUGACUCUCGCUACGUGUCUCGUGCUUUGCGUGGCGCUGCUGCUUCCCAAGAUGCUGUUAUCCAGGGGUAGGAGGGAUGCUGCUGAACGGCCGGAGGGUUCUGGUAAUUUCCCACCCAUGAUGCAUCGUCAGGUGGCCCCAGAGGGCCGAGGCCAGAGGGCAGCAGGGUCCGGUUUCUCCAGGGCCCAAAAUCCUGAGGCUAUAGCCAGGGCCAAAGGACCAGGAACAGGGACAGGAGCUGGAGGCAAAUCCAACCUGGCAGGACAGAUCAUCCCAGUGUACGGCUUUGGGAUCUUACUCUACAUUCUCUACAUACUGUUUAAGAUCACAUCAAAGGGGAGCAGCAAGCCACCAGAAGGCAGGUUUCCUCCAGUUCGGACAGAGAACAUGAAGAGAAAGAUCACUGACUAUGAGCUGGCCCAGCUGCAAGAGAAGCUGAGGGAGACGGAGCUGGUGAUGGAGAGUAUUGUUUCCAGCGCCCACCACAGUCCUGACAGGGUGAAGGGAGUGACUGCAGACCAGGAGGAGAGUCUCUUGCAGCAGCUGACAGAGAUAACACGGGUGAUGCAGGAAGGCCAGAUGAUGGAGGGUAUUGCUCCAGAGAAGAAGAUACAGGAAGACUGGGAUGCUUUUGCUGAUUAUCCUGACGAGCCUCAACCAUACUGGGAACAUUCCCAUUGCUGCUGUCAGCACAGUCCGACGGAAGGAGCUGACAUAGAGAGGACAGAAGAGGACAAGGACAGCAGCUCAGGAAACCUUCCUGAGGAUAUUACAUGUAGUGGAGAGGCUGAUGGAGCAGAGGAUCUGAGCACAGACUCUGUGAAAAAACCUGUUUUUACAGCAACGAGAGAUGAGGACAUGAUCCCAGAAAGAGAUGUGGAGGUAAGAGAGGAGGAAGAUUUGCAUGAACAUGAGGAGGGCGGUGGUCACAUCGAUAUGGGGGCCCAGGAGGAGGACCUGGUCGGAGUCCUGAAGGAGCUGGAGCUCACACUGAAGAUGGCAUCUGUGCUGGAGCAGGAGAAGAUCAUGGAUCACUUCCAGCCAGCUGAGACAGAAUCAUCCUGCAGCUCGGUCAGACGUAGAAACAAGAGGAGGAGGGCGAAGAAAGCCGUACACUGACUCCCACCAUGAGGCAGAAAGUGUUUUUAGAUGAGUUGUAGCAUGAAAGCUGGCGAUAGCAUGAAAAUGAAACACCAGCCUUUUUCUUUUUUUCUGCACCUGAAGUCAGUAAGCGUAGAUAAAGUUUUACAGCCAAUGGCUUUAGCUUACUCAUAUCUGCUGUGAAUCAGCUUAAAAGCAUUAAGUCUUGAAGCAGCAUUUAAAAUAAAUAAAUCCCACAAUGAAGUAAUUCAUCAGGUGUUUGAUGGGAUUUCUCAUUUGUGGAAGUGCUUCCAGGUGUAAAGAUUUUUAGAGGUGGACAGUGUGCACACAAGCCUGCUAUGUUCAGCCUUUUAUUUAUAUCAAGUGCUUAUUUAUAUAAAAUAUAAACAUGAACUCAAAGGAAUAAAACUACUAAUGUGAAGGAACUGAUAGGCUGGAAACAGAACUUGGGAGAAAAUGUCUUAUUUGCUAUGGUGGUUCUGGCUUUUCUUAUCUUUGCACAGAAUCUUUGAAACACUUUCACAUCCUUUGACAUUAAUUUUUAAAAAGGAAUCUCUUCCUCUUUCCUGAUCAAUGCACACAAUUCUCCACAAUGACAAAGCAAAAUCUUGUAAUGGCCAGAACUUGUUAGACAAAGAUCUGUAGCUCCCCCUACGUAUUCUCAUCCUUUACCAGUAAUGUGUUUUACAAUGUUGCUUUCAAGAUAAGUGCCCGAGAAUGCAUAAAAGUGAUUAAAAUACUGUUC